Salvia hispanica is the source of this 1770-nucleotide messenger RNA. RefSeq names its product Serine carboxypeptidase S28 family protein. Lineage: Eukaryota; Viridiplantae; Streptophyta; Magnoliopsida; Lamiales; Lamiaceae. Gene Ontology annotation, molecular function: dipeptidyl-peptidase activity; serine-type exopeptidase activity. The record is from RefSeq and is a predicted model, not a curated record. Gene Ontology annotation, biological process: proteolysis. Gene Ontology annotation, cellular component: vacuole.
AACAUGAGUAGUGCUUCCACUUUCUCUCUCUCUCAGAAAUGGGCGAUUUCAUAGCAACGCUCUCACUCCCUCUCCUACUCUCUUUCGCUGCCCUCUGCAUCUACCCUUCACCUAUCUCCUCCCUGCCCCUUCCUCGCUUCUCUCCAUCAUCAAAAUAUGCUCCGCGCUUUCUCGGAAAACCCUCUCGCUCUAAUUAUUCCGCUCCUACGUACCAAUACGACACCCGCUACUUCGACCAGAAUCUCGACCAUUUCAGCUUCUCCAAGCUCCCCAAAUUCCGCCAGCGCUACCUCAUAAACACCGAUUACUGGGCCGGCCCCUCCCGCUCCGCCCCCAUCUUCUUCUACUGCGGCAAUGAAGGCGACAUCGAGUGGUUUGCAUCCAAUACUGGCUUCCUGUGGGAGAUCGCUCCUCGUUUCCGCGCCAUGGUUGUUUUCCCUGAGCAUCGAUAUUAUGGAGAGUCGAUGCCCUAUGGGAGUCAGGAGGAGGCGUAUAGGAAUACAUCAACGUUGGCUUAUUUAACUGCUGAGCAAGCCAUUGCUGAUUUUGCUGUCCUGAUCACUGAGCUGAAAAGGAAUUUAUCGGCUCAGGAUUGUCCUGUUGUGCUGUUUGGUGGAUCAUAUGGUGGAAUGUUAGCAGCGUGGAUGCGCCUCAAGUAUCCCCACAUUGCCAUUGGAGCCCUUGCUGCUUCAGCUCCCAUUCUUCAGUUUGAAGAUCUUGUGCCUCCGGAAACAUUUUAUGAUAUUGUUUCCGAUGAUUUUAAGCGUGAAAGUCUUAGCUGCUUCAAUACUAUAAAAAACUCUUGGGAUGUAAUAGAAUCAGAGGGACAGAAAAAGAAUGGGCUUUCAUCCUUGUCUGAAACUUUUCGAUUUUGCAAGAAACUCAAGAGUACUGGUGCUCUUUCUGACUGGCUAUAUUCUGCUUAUAGUUAUUUGGCAAUGACAGAUUACCCAUAUCCUGCUGACUUUGUAAUGCCAUUGCCUGGAAACCCGAUAAAGGAGGUAUGUAGAAGGAUUGACAACUGUCCAGAUGGGACUAGCAUCUUACAACAAAUAUUUGAAGGUGUAAGUGUUUAUUACAACUAUACAGGAACCGUUGACUGCUUUGAUUUGGACGAUGAUCCUCAUGGCAUGGAUGGGUGGAACUGGCAGGCAUGCACUGAGAUGGUCAUGCCAACGGCUACCAGCAAGUACAGCAUGUUUCCAGAAUACAGUUACAAUUACACUUCUUAUGAAGAGUGGUGUCUGGGGGAUUAUCAUGUCAAACCCAGGCCUAACUGGAUAACCACUGAAUUUGGUGGGCAUGGAUUUAAGCAUGCCCUCAAAACCUUCGGGAGCAACAUCAUAUUCUCAAAUGGGUUAUUAGAUCCAUGGAGUGGUGGCAGUGUUCUGGAAGACAUUUCUGAAAGUAUAGUAGCUCUUUUUACGAAAGAAGGAGCACAUCACCUAGAUUUGCGUCCAUCCACGGCCGAAGAUCCCGAUUGGCUAGUGGAGCAAAGGGAAGCUGAAAAAAAAAUCAUCCGAAGCUGGCUAGAUGAGUACUUUGAGAGAAAAAGAGCAGUUCUUGACAUGUGAAAACCUCUUUAUUUAACCUUUUCUCCCCUAUCAAUCUCUCUACUGAAGAACUGUUUCUUUUACUAGCUAUUUUGGCUGAAGGAUCUGGGAAAUAAACUCUGUAUAAUUUCACUAUUCCACGAGUUGGGAAAUGUUAGUACACUAAAAACCACUAUUUAGUCGAAAUAAUGUACAAUUGUGAUUAGUCGUGCGUUUA